CUUGGCAGACGCAGUGACAGCAUCGUCAGCCUGGCCAUCUUUUCCACACCGAGUCCUCCAUCAUUGAUACCACCACCACCGUAGCAUACGAUACCCACGGCCUCAAGUACCACGGACACCGCCAUAGACUCGCGAGUCACAUCAAAAAUACCCACUGCUACCCCUCCAGCAAUUAGCCCCUAUCCCCCUCUCAGGCCUCCCCUUCUCAACACAUCUACUGCCGCGCCCACCUCCCAUAUCGAUCACGGACCGAACAAUCUGGAUACCCUUUGACCCUUGAAACUACCAUCCCGUUAGCAAGACCGACGCGACACAACAGUCCUUCGCUGCCGACAUCCGAGCUGAAGCCUUUGCCGAGGCUUUCCUUAUUCCUAUAGCAUCCCAUAACCCAUUGGCACAACUUUCUUCAGAUCCUCGCUCUUGCUUCACCAACAGUAAAAGAUGCUACUAGCAUUAUCUCCAUCGCAACAUCGCGAUGGGCGGCGGAAACGAGGGAGGGCCAGGCUGGGCACCUGGGGUACAGCAUUGCUUGUGGGCGGCUUCGCCAUCGCCGCUUGCCAGACAGCGCAGGCUCAGACCACGACAGCAGUAGCAAGAUGGGGCCAAGCAUCUGCACUGCUCUCGUCCCUCUUCGUCGUCUACGGAGGACAGACAGCGGACACUUCUGGGACUGCCUCUUCGUACACUUCAGGCACUUUGUCAGCAGAUCUUCUGCUGCUCGAUCUAAACUCGUCCUUCUCUGUCGGCAUUGGUAGCCCUGCUCCGUGGCAGACCGUUGCAUUAGGUGAUACGUCCGCACUAGUCAAUGCAGAGGGGUCUCGUACCACUGCACCGACAGUUGCAUUUGGUUCGCUCGCUCCUCUAACACACCGACAAGUGCUCCUCUUUGGCGGCAGUGCCUCUGCUGCUGCCGUUCAGACUGGCACUGACUCGACAUAUACCUUCCAGCUCAUCGAAGCGGAUGAUGCUACCUAUUCUGCUACCUGGGAGCUGGCACCUGCUGCAUGGUCCCAGCCAACACGGCGGAUAUACCAGAGUAUGGAGAGCGAUGGUCGUGGUGGAGUAUGGAUCAUGGGUGGACAAAGGGAAGACAGCUCCAGCGCAGCCUUGGAUGAGGCUUGGACUUUCAACCACUCGUCCAGCUCUCCCCUUUUCAACUCCCUUGCCGCUCCUACAGGAAGCCUUGUGGGAGCAACUGCAACGCUGCUGAGCGAUGAUACAAUCCUCUUCCUCGGAGGCGAGGACUCCACCGGUGCUCUGCAGGCGUUCGACUCAGUUGUCACAUAUGAUACCACAUCAAACAGCUGGUCUUCCCUACGGACUCGCGGCGUCAACGGCUCCUCAUCCGCCGUCCCCGUCCCGCGCCGAGGUCACGUUGCCGUAUCACUCCCCAACCAAAGAAUCUUCCUUCACGGAGGUUCGUCCACCGCUGAUCUGACGACGCCGCUCGAUGACGCAUGGAUCCUCGAUUGGAGCGUGAGCACACCUCGUUGGACUCAGAUCCCCUUCUCGAACAUUGCACCUACAGCUCGCUUCGGUCACUCGGCAGUGGCCUAUGGCAGCAAAGUCCUCAUGACGCUAGGUUGGGCAGGUACAGCGCCUGCUGAUGUUGCAGUGUACGCCUUUGAUGCUAGCACUAUGGUAGCAGGCAGCGAUGGCACGUGGUCUGGAGGAUCCUGGAUCAGCUGGUACACCCCGGAUGCCACGGUAGUCGCAACGACUGACACAACUACGGGACAAACAGUCACAAGCGGUGACAGUACGACCAGCAGCGGCUCAACCGCAAAUAAUGUCGGAGGUAAUGGAUCUUCGACAUCUUCUGGUGGGACCCCAAAGAAAGGCAGUGACAGGAGCAGUGGUUCUGCGAGCACUACGUCCAGCAGCUCGUCUGCAAGCUCUUCAACCUCUUCGAGUCCAUCCUCCUCCUCGGCAAAGGCUGGGCACAAAACGUCCAGUUCUGCAAAAACUUCGACUGCAGGCGCCAUCAGCUCUACCAAGACACCGACACCUGCUGCUCCUGAUGACAACUCCAAGAGUCAAGAUUUAACUUCUGACGAUGGUAGCAAGGGAAGCAGUGCCGGAGCCAAGGCAGGAGCUGCUAUCGGAGUUCUCCUGGGUGUGGGGCUGGUGGUCGCAGCCGGCUAUGUUCUCUACAAUCGUCGGAAGCAGAAGAAGAGGCUUGCCAUGUGGCAAUACGGCAAGCCUGGUGGAGAAGAUGGCUACGGAGCGAGUGGUGCAGGUGGAGGAGCUGGAUUGCUCGGUGGUGCUGCUGCGAUGGGCUAUGAGGAGGGUGGCUACGCGGGUGAUGAGAAGGACCACUACCCCGCCCCUCCGUCCUCACAAGGCCACAAUGAUGGCAGCUGGUCACCACCUACAGCUCUCUUCCCCUCCGUCUUCGGCUCGGUCAGGUCCAAGAAGCCAGAAGGACUUGCACCUCUGCACGUGUACGGCAAUAUUGGCAGAGACGCCGCUCCAGUGAGCGUCAGCGGAGGUGUCUAUGCGUCGCACCAUUCGCACGCUACGGAAGGCUCAGGACCGGGUGUUCGUGAGAAGCUGGCCAUGCUGACAGGUCUCAAUGGCUGGUCACAGCAUGGACACCAACAGCGCUUCGACAUGCUGGCAGAUGAAGACGCAGAGGCAGCAUAUGGAGCACACGAUAACCGAUCCUCGAUGCACCACUAUGGAAACAGCGAAGACGUUGCAGGUGACGUCGGGGGCUACACUGGCGGUUACGACUAUCAGAAGGACGACGUGCAUGAUGGGUAUGAUGAUUACGACAAUGCCUACAGCCCGGAAGGUCUUCCAUACGAUUCUGAGCAAGGAGCCUACCACGGUCAAUCUACUGGUGUGCGCUCUGUCAGCGGUGCAGCUGCAGGAUUCAUGGCGGCAGUGAGGACUGUAAGCGGUUCCCACAGGCAACAUGCUCAUCAACGUCUACCGACUGAAGAAGAGGAUUACGUUGCGAAUGAGCCAUACGACGAGAAGUACGGCACCUACGCCCGCAACGAAGCUGUUGGCUCGGAGCUCUCUUACCAGUCUACAGUCAGAAAAUCAAACAGAGGUACUCGCCCUAGCUCUAUCCGAGACUCGAUCAUCGAUGGCUUUACGUCUCUCCCCGAGAAGAGCAGCAAUCGCCGUAAUUCCAUCGGUCAGCACUCGCAGCACACCCUCGAAGGGUCUUCAUCGAUGAAGCGCUCCAGCUCGUGGUGGGAUCGGGUCAUGAGCGGUAGUUCCAUCCUAGAUAGGACCUCAUCUGGACGUCUCGCUGUGCUUCCAAGCGCUAGAGACCCCAUCAGAGAUCCUGCUCUACCGCCUUCACUCAGUACGCUGACGGCCAUCAAGGAGUCGCCUCGCAGUGUGGAUCCUAGCGAAGAUCGCAGUACCUUUGAUGGCCCUCACACCGUGCAGCCCACCGUAAGAGCCAUCGACAACAACGGGCACAAGCGCAAGGCUGGCCGUGUGGGCGAGAUGAUGCUCGCAGAUGGGCACGGUCGUUCCCAGUCGAGUCUGCAGAGCGGAACAUCUUCCCAGCUCGAAGCGCAAUUGAGGGAUAUGGACGUUGCUCAACGAACACGCACGGGCAGCGGCUCGGACAUGACCGUCUCGACGAAGAAGACUCGACGCACGAACAACUCAUCGGCCACAUCGCGGGGUACGAGCAGUGUUGGCCUCCCGCAGCCUGUCGAUGUGAUGGGUGACGAUGCCAGGCGUAGGGAUUCUUCCUAUGCUAGUCAAGCUCACGCACCAAGGUACGAGAUCGGUGACGUCUCCCACGCCAGCGUCGGCGCAGACGCAGACGAUACAGCUGCGGGUGGCGAGGUACUCGCAGACCUCUCCCUCUCCGCGAUCAGCGAGAGCGACGGCCUCGGCGCAGACGAAUCACGGGAUCUCGCAGGAGACUUCUCUUCCCCCUCGCCCUUCGACGACCGGUACGCCUCGCGCAAAGAGCCCUCCCGUCGCUCCCUCCUGCCACGCUCAGCAUCCGAAGUGCCCUCGAUCACGCCACUGACGACGAAGCGGGCGCGUGCCAACCCCCGUCUGACCAAUCCUUCCAACCCUCUGCCGAAGAAUCCACAAGCACCGCCCUUGGUGGGCAGCGUCAAGGACCGUGUCGAGGCAAUUGAGCGGAGGAAAUCCGAGCUCCUAGCAGCCGCUACUGCCGGAUCUGGGUCCGGGUCCACUGGAGGUUCCCUCCCUGCCUCGCCCUCUCUCACAGAGAUGGGUUACGAGCAGCAAGAGGUCUACAGUGCUACACCCAAUCCUGGAGUGAGUGUUACGGGAACACCGCUGAUGGGAAAAGUGAGCCAUGGACUUGUACCCAAACCACAGCUGUUUGUCGCUAAUCCGGAUCAUGCCAGGAGGAAUCGAGCGGGGAGAUCCUAAGCGAGUGCCGGGGUGAGGGAGGCUUACUUGAUGAGCCAGAGGAGGGAGGGGGUGAGGGAGGGAUAGACAUGGACAUUUCUCUAGACUUGCUCGAUCCAUACUUUACUGCUGCUGCUGUUUCUUUCCCCAUCCCUUCGUCUUCGUCCUCACCUUCAUACUCGUCCUUUGUAUUUUCUUUUCCCCCUCAGGUUCCUAUUCCCAUGCCCAUUCCCAAUUCCCGUUCCCAUUCCCGUUCCCGUUUCCCACUGACUCGUCCACAUUCUUCUCCUCAGCCUUGUACAUUGUCCUCAUAUUUUCCCACCACGAAUUCACGGUAACCCAUGAC
Molecule: messenger RNA, 4708 nt
Organism: Microstroma glucosiphilum
Lineage: Eukaryota; Fungi; Basidiomycota; Exobasidiomycetes; Microstromatales; Microstromataceae
Exons: 2
Coding region: 442-4383 (1313 amino acids)
Molecular function (GO): protein binding
Source: RefSeq, a predicted model, not a curated record